Molecule: messenger RNA, 1395 nt
Organism: Colletotrichum karsti
Lineage: Eukaryota; Fungi; Ascomycota; Sordariomycetes; Glomerellales; Glomerellaceae
Product: tfiih basal transcription factor complex p47 subunit
Exons: 3
Coding region: 1-1395 (464 amino acids)
Biological process (GO): nucleotide-excision repair; DNA-templated transcription; regulation of transcription by RNA polymerase II
Cellular component (GO): transcription factor TFIIH core complex; transcription factor TFIIH holo complex
Molecular function (GO): zinc ion binding
Source: RefSeq, a predicted model, not a curated record
AUGGCCGACUCCGACGGCGAGUACGUUGAGGACAUGUCCGACGAUGAUCUCAAUGACCACCAAGUAACGAACGGUACGGGUGCCGAUGGUACAUCAGGGAAGGCGCGCGGGAAGAAGGGCAAGAGCGGACACUCCAAAGCACGAUGGGAGGACGUCAAACGCAGCUGGGAGGAGGUCACAGAGGGCGCCGAUGGCAGUCUGGCGGUGGGCGCCAGUCUCGAAGCCGAGAAGAGGAGGAGGCUUCUAAGAGACACGACACCGCUGCAGCGCGGUAUCAUUCGUCAUCUGGUGCUGGUAUUGGACAUGUCAUUCGCCAUGACCGAGAAAGACAUGCUUCCCAACCGCUAUCGCGUCGCGUGGGCAUACGCUGCGGACUUCGUCAAGGAGUAUUUCGAGCAGAACCCGAUCUCGCAGUUGGGUAUCAUUGGAAUGCGCGACGGUGUCGCUCUUAGGAUCAGCGAUAUGAGCGGCAACCCAACCGACCACCUCGAAAAGUUGAAGUCGUUUGAGGGACAGGAGCCGUCUGGCAACCCAAGCUUACAGAAUGCGCUGGAAAUGUGUCGCGGGGCUCUAUUCCACGCUCCCUCUCACGGUACUCGUGAAGUGCUCGUCGUCUUCGGCGCCCUCCUCUCCUCUGAUCCCGGCGACAUUCACGAGACAAUAUCAUCCCUCAUAACCGACCGAAUUCGCGUUUCUAUCGUCGGUCUCGCCGCCCAAGUUGCCAUCUGCGCCGAACUCUGCACACGUACAAAUGCCGGCGACGAUACUCAAUAUAGUGUGUGCAUGAACGACGCCCACUUCCGAGACCUGCUCCUCGCCGCUACAACACCACCAGUAACCCGGACUAUUGCACAGAGCACCGCGUCCCUCCUCAUGAUGGGAUUUCCUUCUCGAACCCUUGUGCAGGGCGAGGCCACCGCCAUCUGCGCCUGCCACAAUAAGCCUGCCCGCGAGGGCUAUCUAUGCACGCGCUGUGGUACUCGCGUAUGUCGUCUGCCUAUUGAGUGUCCGGCAUGCUCUCUGACGCUCAUUCUCUCCACCCAUCUCGCCCGCUCAUACCACCAUCUAUUCCCUCUUCCUUUCCCCGAACCGCCCAAGGCGUCCAAGAAGAAAGACAAGGACAAGGACAAGGACGGCGUCUCGACAGUGACCCCCGUCGUCCCUGCUCCAGGCCCACCACCGGAGCUCAAGGGAGUUAGUGAGAGCGGACGAUAUGCUUGCACAGUGUGCAACAGUCACUUUUGCAUUGACUGCGAUGUUUACGCUCACGAGGUAAUUCACAAUUGCCCUGGGUGCCAAAGCGAUACUCGCGGGGUGGCAGCGGAAACCGUCACCGAGGUCAAUGGCGCAAACGGGCAUCAAACGAACGGGACGGCCAUGGUCAUCGACUCAUGA